Molecule: messenger RNA, 1189 nt
Organism: Diorhabda sublineata
Lineage: Eukaryota; Metazoa; Arthropoda; Insecta; Coleoptera; Chrysomelidae
Product: keratin, type I cytoskeletal 9-like
Exons: 4
Coding region: 249-1142 (297 amino acids)
Source: RefSeq, a predicted model, not a curated record
AUUGAUCGCUUAUCUUCCUUCCUAGAAAUUGGAUCGGUACUAAUUAUAUUCAAAACUAUGACGGUACCAAAUUGUUAUUAUAUCAGCUGACAAAAAUAUGGCGUACAUUUUUCUAAAAGUUUAUUCAAUGUUGCUUAUCCGUUGUCGUGAGUUUGAGCAUUACGGUAUAUUACUAACUAGUCAUAAAAACCAAUAUAAAGACAGUCAAUGUUAAACGUUUGCUAAUAGUUACUCAUCCUUGCCGUGAGAUGUUGUCGGUAGGAUUUGUUUGUUUGUUUUUGCUCGGAUUUGUUUGUAAAGCGCAAGCUUAUGGCGAAUAUAUUCCUAGAUCGGUGUAUCUAAUCGAUGAAGAUGGUUACGAAACUGAACCUAUUUUCGUCAGGAACAGAAGAGAAGUUGAAGAUGUAUUAUCGAGAAUAAGAAGAGGCGGUGGCGCUUACUCGUAUUCCGGAAGCUCUAGCGGAAGUGAUUACGCGGGAGCAUCUGAUGAAUUGGCUCAUAUCCAAGCCCACGUCGAAGACAUUAUAAAACAGGCUUCGAAUAACCACAAUCAAAUAGUUACUCGAUUUGCUGAUACAGCCGAUUCUCAUCUAACAGGAUCCGGAAGUGGAGGAGGAGGAUCUGCUUAUUCAUAUUCAGGUUCGACAGGUUCCGGUUACGGAUCUGGAUAUUCAAGUGGGUCUUCAGGUAAUUCAAGACAUUCUGGAAGUGGCGGAAAUUCAGGUAAUGAUGGGUCAACAGGAUAUGCUAGUAAAAGUGGUUCAUCAGGAUAUUCGGGACAUUCUGGAAAUGGAGGAUAUUCAGGUCAAAGUAGUUCAAAAGGAUAUACGGGACAUUCUGGAAGUGGAGGAUAUUCGAGCAAUGGUGGAUCAACAGGAUAUUCUGGAAAUGAUGGUUCAACAGGAUACACAGGGCAUUCUGGAAGUGGAGGAUAUUCGAGCAAUGGUGGAUCAACAGGACAUUCUGAAAACGGAGGAUCUUCUUCUGGUCCGAGCAUUUUUAGCAGGAGUGGAAUAGAAAAAGGAACGGGUAUUAAAGUAUCCUCGGAGGCUCAAGGACCUAAGGCGGCAUUUAGUUAUUCUUCCUCGUCUUCAGAUGGACAAGGAAACGUUAAAUAUAAUGUAAAGUCUGGGCAAUAUUAAAAAUAACAACUUAUGUUUUAUUGAUAAAUAAAGAUACACACACAAUA